Glossina fuscipes is the source of this 2043-nucleotide messenger RNA. It is a transcript of the gene parvin, whose product is annotated as beta-parvin. Gene Ontology annotation, biological process: actin cytoskeleton organization; substrate adhesion-dependent cell spreading; cell projection assembly. Gene Ontology annotation, molecular function: actin binding. Bases 68 to 1174 code for a protein of 368 amino acids. The record is from RefSeq and is a predicted model, not a curated record. Lineage: Eukaryota; Metazoa; Arthropoda; Insecta; Diptera; Glossinidae. Gene Ontology annotation, cellular component: focal adhesion; cytoplasm; actin cytoskeleton. The transcript has a single exon.
GUUGACUUUGACGUCACUCAGCCCGAAAUAAAUUUUCUUGUAAUUAUAAUUAAGGGAAUUAUUAAAAAUGAGUGGUGGUUUAAAUCGACCAAAAUCUCCAUAUGUGAGUAACACCAUAAGAUCGGGCGAGAAGGAAGAAAGUUUUUGGGAUAAAUUCAGCACAUUGGGAAGAAAAAGAGAAACAAAAGCUGUGCAAAAAGUUGAAGAAGAAGGCAAAAAUGCAAUCGAUUAUCCAGGGGCGCCGUAUCAAUUCGAUAUACCGCCCGAAGACUAUGCGCUCCGUGAUCAUGAGCAACGGGCCGUGAUUGAUCCUCAAUCGUUAAAUGAACCUGAGGUACGUAAAUUACAACAAGUUUUAAUUGAUUGGAUUAACGACGAGUUGGCUGAACAACGCAUUAUUGUUAAAAGCAUCGACGAAGAUAUGUACGAUGGACAGGUGCUUCAUAAAUUGUGGGAAAAAUUAACUGGAAAAAAAUUAGAUGUCCCCGAAGUUACACAAUCUGAAGAGGGGCAGCGGCAAAAACUAAAUAUCGUCUUAAAUGCCGUUAAUCAUACAUUAGGGUUUCACAUGAAAAUACCGAAAUGGUCGGUGGAGAGUGUGCAUUCAAAAAAUAUUGUUGCCAUUUAUCAUCUAUUGGUUGCUUUAGUUCGACAUUUUCGUGCACCAGUUCGAUUACCUGAGAAUGUGUUUGUUACCGUAGUGAUAGCUCAAAAAAACAGUGGUAUUCUGAAUGCUCAAAAAUUUCAAGAGCAAAUUACCUCUGAGUAUGAUGAUGUUGGAAUGCGCUGCGAAAAAGAUGCCUUCGAUACGUUGUUUGAUUGUGCUCCCGAAAAAUUGACUGUCGUUAAAAAAUCACUCAUUACUUUUGUGAAUAAACAUUUAUCGAAAUUGAAUUUCGAAAUUAAUGAAUUAAGUACCGAUUUUCGUGAUGGAGUUUAUCUUUGCUUGCUAAUGGGAUUACUAGGUGGAUUCUUUGUACCUUUACAAGAAUUUCAUUUAACGCCGCAAGAUGCUGAUCAAAUGAUUAACAAUGUCGCAUUUUCAUUUAACCUUAUGCAAGAUGUCGGUCUGCCAAGGCCAAAAGCUCGACCGGAAGAUAUUGUAAAUAUGGAUCUUAAAUCUACUCUUCGCGUUUUAUAUAGUUUAUUCACCACUUUUCGGAACUAUGCCUAAAUGCACAUAUAUACAUAUAUAUAUAUAUACGAAUUGAAAAUAUAUAAAUAAUGAAUCAUAUAAAAAGUAUCCGUGGUCGAGCAAAAAAAUUAAAAAAAAAAAUUUUUCUUCGUUUGAAAGUGAAUAUGUUUUUCAGUUGUAUGCGUAUGUCCGUAGAGCGCGGAGACUUUUUAUAUGAUCCACUAUAUAUAUUCCAUAUGAGAAUUCAAGUCUCUUAACAACAUAGUAAACACUUUCAAAAUUUUGAGGAUAACACCGUAACAAAUAAAUAUUACUCUCGUAAUAUAUUCUUUUAAUGUCACUAUAUAUAUAUAUAUAUACUAUGUGAAAAUUAACGUUGUUAACAUUGAUGUAAUAUUUUUAAAACAUUUACUAACUAACAUGUGUGGGGCGAAUUAUGGUGCCCGAUAUCGAGUAAAUUCGACAGUAAUUAAAACGAUCGAGAGAUUCUACGUAACAUAGCGAAGAAAAAUGCAUAUUUCAUUGACAACUGUAAACUCUCUACACGUUAUAUGUAGUGAGUACAUACUUCAAAGUCAUCCAGUUUACUCGAUAUUGAGACAUAUCGGAUUUUGAAAACAACAUGCAACGAGAAACUAUGUGAAAAAGGACACAUCUAUGUCGAAAAUUGCUGGAAUUCUUAUAACAACGCGACAUAUUUCUUUUCGACUUAAAGUUCAAAUAUGAUAUUAUAACAAUAACAAAGGUUUCGUUUAUCUUCGUCUUCUUUGAUUCAGUUCAAAAAUAAAGAACAUCAUUUUGAUUGUAUCACUUCGUAAUACCUUUAAGUCUUAUCACAUUUUUUGUGCCUUAAAAAUGGAAUUUUUUUUUAUUUAUAUAAAUAAAAAAAUGUAUUAACAAAAAAACAA